AUGUGGAAAUCGAUAAUUUUGGACGUUGAGUGCAUCGUUUGCAACAAAUCGUUGCAAAAGAUUAAUCACGUUCCACCUAAAGUGCCCCUGAAAAUGAGAAAAAUUACUACUCGUCGAUCGAGGACUCCUAACUGGUCAAUUGAUGAGAAACAGUUUCUUCUAGAGUUAAUUAAGGAACGCAAAGAGGUAAUCGUUACCAAAAAUAACAACGGGCCUAACCAUUCUGAAGAAAAGGAUGUAGCUUGGAAUGAAAUUUUAAGAGAAUUAGUUGCUAAAUUCGGUAAUAAGUUUUCGGAGAGCUCAAUAAAAAAGGUGAAAACGCAGUGGCAAAAUAUGAAACGUAUUGCACGCGAGGAAAUAUCGCAAAGCGGAAUGGAUGCACAAAAGUAUACACGACAAUCAUUAGAGGUAUGCAAUAUUUUGGAAUUAGUGAAAGAUGGAGAAUUUAAAAAGGAUAAUGAAAACUUCAGUGACACAAUACUUAGUACUAAUGUUGAAAUUAAGUCAGAAACUGUAGAUGAAGAAAUGAUUCAGCCUGGUUGUAGUGGCCUUAAUGGCUUUCAUUCAUUUGGUCAAGAUAGACAAAAUAUUAUAGAUGACACUAAUAUUCUCACAUCAUCACCAUCCGUUACUGAACAAAUAUCUGAAACUAUUGACCAAGAAAAUAUUGAAAUAAUCCAAGAAAACACUGAAAUAAACCAAGAAAACAAGGACAAGUCUAAGAAAAAUGUUAGCAUUAUGACCGAUAUGACAAUUGUGGAUGGAUUUAAUAUCAAUCCGUUUCAUAAAGAACUUCAAGAUUUUUUCAAAUACUCUAAUACUGAAAAGAUGCUGAAACUGGAGACUUUGAAAGAGGAACGUCAAGUUGUACGGGCAAUGAGAGAGGCAGCAGAAUUAAAUAAAAUCACAGCGGAGCAAAAGCUUAAGCAUGUUUUAUGGGUAAACAAAUGUGAAAUGUCGUAA
Messenger RNA from Parnassius apollo (apollo), 963 nucleotides. NCBI's taxonomy places the organism in Eukaryota, Metazoa, Arthropoda, Insecta, Lepidoptera, Papilionidae. The record is from the annotation of a GenBank genome assembly.